AUCUUCUCCUUUCUUUAACUUAAGGCACUCGUCUGUUGAUUAUUUUCUUUCCUUUGAAUUUAACGCUGUGUAGUGAUGCAUGACUAGAUAACUUUUAAAGAGUCUAUUUUAAGCUAGCCCAAGGCUUCCCUUUAAGGGAGGCCAAGAGUCGUCAGAUUACGAACGGCAUUUUGGCGCCCAAGACGCGGGGCCCCGAAAAGAGCCCAUACGCAGUAACGAUUAGAGACAAGCAGCGGUGACAUCGUGUGGCGAAGAAGACAAUCCUCUUCAAGGAACGUUUCCUUUUAGAAAGCCUCAAUCAACUGGACACAGUCCCACUUGAGGAGAAAACGAGAGACUAACGUGGCGACACCCUUCACGCAGAAACAGAUAAGAGUAUAUUUUACUCCUUCUUAACUCAUUCAUCAUGGGUGGUAAAAAUACCAAGACUUGCAAAAAUGAAGUAGACCCAGUACAGCUCCUCAUUGAAAAAGGGGUUGGCACUUAUGCUGAACUUACUCAGUGUAUGGCUAGGUGGCAUAAACUGACAGCUAAGGCUGAUAAACAAUGGCCCCUCGCAGGGACCUUUGACACAGAGCUGUGCAACAUGAUACAUGCCUUAGAGCAAGAAUCUUAUGUAUGGAAUAGCCGACAGAGAAUUAAACAGCAGCGUAGGCUGAUUUUGCUGAGAGCAUUUAUGGACCAUGGCCCUAAGCCAACUAAUGCCCCGGCAAGCCCUACCAGUCCCAUUCCAAUUCCAGAGAGACCUCCACCAUAUGCCUCUGAACGCACACCGACUACAGGGAUUUACCCUGCAAUGGCACAGGGCUGGCCAGAUGCUUCAAUUGAAUUAAAAGGAACCCUGAGCUUUGAGAGAACAUCAGAUGAAACAAGUGACCCACCAACUGCCACACCUGCGACCACACAAGGAGCUGGAGAAGGUUGCAGUAAAUACACACCCAGAACGCUAGCACCAACCUGGACAAGACCAAGCCCCGCCCAAGACAUACCCACUGCAGGUGGCCCCUCGAUGCACGAGGAACAGAUGAGUGGUGAGACCACACCAAAGAGCAACUAUGAAAGUAGCAUGCACGAGCCCUCUGUUAGAGCCAAGGAACCAAGAUCACGCACCCCAGCGGAUGAAGAACAUCCUUCAGAUAUGGAAGAACAAUGUCCUCAAGUGCGAUUCCUAACAGCUCCACUACAACGGAGAGUUACUGGCGUGUUGGAGAUAGAGCCUGAAGCGAGCGCCAGACAGCGACGAGAUAACUUCGAGGACACAUACAACAAAACGGAGAAGGCUAUAGAAGAAGAACUCAAAAGGCUAAUUAAUAAAAGUGUCCCAAAGAACUCAGCAACCUCACACAUUGCACACGGCCUGCGUAAAAGCCGAUCUGUUGAGCUGCAAAGUCCAAUAAGUCAGAAUGGACUUACUGACACAGAUUACCCUCCCACGGACUCUGAGGAGGAGGAGGACCUAAGUGACUGGACAGCAGCUCUCGACCAAGCACCACCCCAAGGUCCAAGACGCUCUGAACGCAUAAGGCAGAGACUGAGGUCCCAUCAGCUUAGACCGUCCAAGUCAUCCCAUUUCUUCCCCAUCAUUGCCCAGGGUCUGGGUAAUUCAUAUGUGCCCUGGUCCUUUAUGGAUUUGAAAGGCCUGGUUGAACAACUACCGAACAUAACCACAGGAGGGCAGAAGUGGAUCACCGCUUUUGAAGACAAGACAUCAGGCUAUACUAUAGCCAUUGGAGACAUAAAGGCUAUCCUGUCACACUCCGUUGGAAAAACCAAAAUGGAGGACAUAUUUUCACUGGCCAAGUACAGAAACCUGGCAACAAAACAAUGCUUUGAAGACAUACCUUUCAACGCCUACCGAAACAAAAUCUGGGAUGCCAUUCGUGAAGAAUUCCCAACUGACAUGGAUCCAAGUCAACUGGAUUCACUUGAACUGAAACCUGACACCCCUGCCAUUGAAUACAUUACCAAUUUUCAAAAGAAAUGGCUAGAAGAAACGGGUACUGCUUGGAAUUCCUCCAACCAGUGUCUGUUUAAGAUGAUGCUGAGAAAGAGCUUGCCCAAGGAAGUGCAAGAUGCACUUGAUGAGGUCGUGGGUCUGAAUAAUAUGGAUUGGAACAUGUUUAAAGAUCACAUCGUCCAUCAUGCGGAGCGAUACAAGAAAAAGAAGGCUCAGAAUAAAGAAGAGUUGGAGAAAAUAGCUUUGCAGCUACAAAGAGCCCAGCUGACAGAGUUGAAAAAGAAAGAUAAGAAACUAGCUGACCUCAUGGCAGUGGUGGCCUCUGAUAAACCCAAAGCACCAAGUGCGACUGAUCAGAUUUUGCCUGUACUAACCACGCAAGCACCUGUACAACAACCAAUGCAAAACCCACAGGGGAUGCAGCCACAACAAGUUGUUCCUGCAGCUCAGACGUUUCCUGCACCUACAACACCAAUGAUGCCAAUUAAUGCAAUGCCACAAAACCAAAGCAUGCUGCCCAACGCUGCCCAGAUUACCAACCCCAAUCUAAACCCACUCCAACAACCUGUGCCACCUGUUAAUGUUUAUGUUAACACAGGAUUGGGAAACAGGGGAGGACUCAGAGGAAGAGGAAGAGGUAGAGGCCGUGGGAUGCCAAGACCUAAUAACAACCCAUUCGGCAUGCCUAACGCGCAGACCCUGGAUCAAUUAGACACAUUUGACAUUUCAGGCCAAAAACUCCAACAAGGUCAAGGAUACCAGCAAGGUCAAACCUACCAACAAGGCCAAGGCUAUCGACAGGCUGGAGCUUCUCCUGUUUGUUACACAUGUCACCAACCUGGCCAUUACUCAAGAAACUGUCCGAAUGCUGGGUGGUUCUGAAGAUGCCCGGAAAGCCUU
Molecule: messenger RNA, 2857 nt
Organism: Astyanax mexicanus (Mexican tetra)
Lineage: Eukaryota; Metazoa; Chordata; Actinopteri; Characiformes; Acestrorhamphidae
Exons: 2
Coding region: 407-2839 (810 amino acids)
Molecular function (GO): zinc ion binding; nucleic acid binding
Source: RefSeq, a predicted model, not a curated record